This is a messenger RNA of Penaeus vannamei (Pacific white shrimp), 12133 nucleotides long. The record is from RefSeq and is a predicted model, not a curated record. Lineage: Eukaryota; Metazoa; Arthropoda; Malacostraca; Decapoda; Penaeidae.
CGACCACCUUCUUUUAACGAACAGGUCCGACUUGAGAGCAUCGGCGCCGAGGACAUCGUAGACGGCAAUCCACGCCUGAUUCGCCUCAUCUGGACCAUCAUUCUGCGAUUCCAGAUUCAGGAGAUUGAGAUUGAUGUGGACGAGGAGAACGAAAGCAGCGAGAAGAAAUCCGCCAAAGAUGCCCUGCUCCUUUGGUGUCAGAGGAAGACCGCAGGAUACAGGGGCGUCAACAUCGAGGACUUUUCGCGAUCAUGGAGAGACGGCCUGGGCUUCAACGCCCUCAUCCACGCCCACCGUCCGGACAUCAUCGACUACAACAGCCUUGUGGCGAAGAACCACAUUCACAACCUCAACAAUGCCUUCAACGUUGCCCACGACGAGCUGGGCAUCGCCAAGAUCCUGGAUGCCGAAGAUGUGGACACCAACAAACCCGAUGAGAAGUCUAUCAUUACUUACGUGGCUUCGUACUACCACACCUUCGCCCGCAUGAAGAAUGAAUUGAAGGGCUCGAAGAGAAUUGCCAAUAUCAUGAACCAGAUGAAGGAUGUAGACGACAGCAAGAUGAAAUACGAGAAGAUCACCAGCACACUGUUGGAGUGGAUCCUCAUGAAGAUCGUCGAGUUGGACAGCAGGGAAUUCCCCAAUUCUCUAGAUGGCAUCCAGAAGUUGUUGUUGCAGUUCAAGAAGUACAGAACGGAAGAGAAGCCUCCCAAGUACAAGGAAAGAAGCGAGAUCGAGGCCCUCUUUUUCUCCAUCAACGCGAGCCUGAAGGCCCUGAACCAGCCUGCAUACACCCCAAAGGAGGGCCAGAUGGUUCACGACAUCGAGCGAGAGUGGAACAGGCUUGAGAAGGCCGAGCAUCAUAGAGAGGUUGCUCUCAGGGAGGAGCUACUUCGACAGGAGAGGCUGGAGCAGCUGGCUUACAAAUUUGACAAGAAGGUAAUAGGAAUGAGUAGUGGAUACCUUGAAGAGAUGAUCCAGGUCUUGAGACCUCGUUACGGCAGCAACCUGGCCCAGGUGGAAGCCACCGUCAAGAAACACGAAGCAAUCAGCGCUGAUAUUUUGGCUCGGCAAGAGAGAUUUGAAGAUCUCACAAAGAUGGCUGAUGAAUUGGACGCUGAGAAUUACCGUGGAAAGGACGCCAUUAGAAAGAAGGAAAAGGACAUCCUGAAGAAGUGGAGUGAACUGUUGGAUCUUCUCAACAAACACAAGGUUCACCUCCAGAACUGCUGCGACCUCGUGGCGAUCAUGAGAGAAGUGGACACCAUCACUGCCUCCAUCCGAGAACUGGAGGUGAGCUUCACCUCGGACGAUGUAGGUCGUCACCUGCUGGCAGUAGAGGACCUGCUGCAGAAGCACGCGCUGAUGGAGUCGCAGGUUCACUCAAUGGGAGAGACGAUCAAGAGGCUGAACAAACAGGGCGAGGCCUUCAUCAGCACGGGACACAAGGACGCGCCCGUCCUCCAGAAGAGACUCCAGGACCUCAACAAGGGGCAUGAGGCGCUCCUCAAGAAGGCGGCCGAACGUAGGGCGAGGCUCGAGGAGGCCAGGGAUCUGUUCCAGUUCGAGGUCGACAUGGAGGAGGAGGAAGCUUGGGUCAUAGAGAAGCAGAGGAUCUGCCAGGCGGGCGUCACUGCCAAGGACAUCAGGGCAGUCCUGUCAUUGCAGCAGAAGCACAAGGCACUCGAGGACGAGAUGCGAGCCCGACGCCCCAAGUCAGAGAAGAUCAUGCGUUCGGGCGAGGCCAUGCUCAAGGCCGACCAUCCCGAGGCCAAAGCUAUAAGCGAGCGCAUCGCCGCCCUCAAGGACAAGUGGAAGGGCCUGGAGCACUACGCCGCCGAGAGGAGGAGGCAGCUGGAGGAUGCAGCAGAGGCUUGUUCGUUCAACGCCGACGCCAACGAGGUCGAGUCGUGGAUCAAGGAGAAGCUGCCACUCUGCCAGUCCAAGGAUUACGGCGAGGACGAGCCCAGCGGCAUGGCUCUCCUGCAGCUGCACGUCCGCAUGGAGGAGGAGAUCAAGGCCUACGAUGGGGACGUCAAGGCUGUCAAUGCCAAGGAGAAGCUCAUCAAGUCGGGCAUAUCCUCACUGAAUGUAAGCUUUAGUUUGCCAUCUGGUCUUGGUCAGAUCCCGGCGGAGGACGAGGAAGAGUUUGAGUGGGUCGACGAGGUGAAGAUGGUCCCACAGGAGGUCACGGUGGAAGAAGUGGUUGACGAUGUGGAAGAAGUGACUGUCAUGGAAGUGAGGGAAGUGCCCACGGUGGUCGCGAGGUAUGACUUCGAGGGCCAGGGCAUGCACAUGGCCAAGCGAGAGGUCUUGUUCCUGUUGAGCAAGACGAACGAUGAUUGGUGGAACGUAAGGAAGGCCAACGGGGACGAGGGCUUCGUGCCAGCCAACUACGUGCGAGAAGGCCAGCCCAAGAAGAUCAACGUCCACGUCAAGAAGGAGGUGCGCGUCCCCAAGAAGAAGAUGGUGCCCAAGACCAAGAUGGUGAAGCAGACCGUCAAAGUCAAGAAGAGGAAACCCAAGGCGCCGCCUCGAAGCAAGAAGGUAGCUGAAGAGCCGGAAACGGUCGAGAAGCGGCUGCAGUUGAUCAACUCUUCUUACAACCAGCUGUGCGACCUUGCGCAGAAGCGUCACCUCUACCUGGAGGAAUCCAUCAAGCUCUACUCCUUCUUCAGCGAGUGCCAAGGCUUUGAGCUGUGGAUGAGGGAGAAGGAGAAGCUCCUGAAGACGGAUGACAAGGGCGAUACCGUCGAUGCCGCCAAGAAAAAGUUCGAGCAAUUCUUGACAGAUCUGUCGGCUGCGGGUCGCAGGAUCGAGAUCAUUGACAAGAUGGUGAAGGACUUCGUGGCCUCGGGUCACAGUCAGCUGGAAAAGAUCAAGAACCGCCACAAGCAGAUCCAGGACCAGUGGGCCCACCUCAACCGCCUCAAGCAGCAGAAGGAGCGCAGUCUGGAGGGCGCCUCGAGCGUGGAGCUUUUCCAUCGCACGUGCGACGAGACCAGGGACUGGAUGGUCGAGAAAAUGGAGAAACUAGACACGGAUGAACUGGGAAGAGACUUGAAAACCGUGCAGUCUCUUCAGCGGAAGCACGACCAGUUAGAGAGAGAACUGGCGCCAGUGGAAGAAAAGGUGCGCCGAGUUAACCUUCUCGCCGAUUCAGUGAAAGCGUCAUACCCCCGCGAGAAGCAUGCUGUCGAGGACCGUCAGGAGGAAAUUCAGCAGUAUUGGGGACAACUCAAAGGAAAGGCACUGGAGAGGAGAAACCGUCUGGAAGAAGCUGUGGGACAACAGAUCUUCCUCAACUCUGCCAAGAGCUUGCUGAACUGGGUGGGUGAUGUUAAAAAUGCCCUCAACUCCGACGAGCCAGCACGCGACGUAACAACUGCAGAACACCUGCUGAAGAGUCACCAGGACCUUGGUGAUGACAUCAGGGCUCAUCAGGAUGAAUUCAAUGAGCUUGGCCAACUUGGAGAAAAGCUCUUGAAGAGAAACCCAGACUUCGGUGAAGUGAAAGAAAAGAUGGCCCAGCUUGGAGAGGAGCAAAGAGCAAUCCACCGGUGGCAGGAGAAAGGUGACUGGCUGCGGCAGUGCAUGGACCUCCAGCUCUUCAACAGGGAAGCUGAUCAGAUCGAUGCUGCCACAAGCUCUCAUGAAACCUUCCUUGAUUACAAAGAUCUUGGGUGAAGUACCCUUGAUGACGUAGAGGCGCUCCUGAAACGACAUGACGAUUUCGAGAACACCUUGAUGGCUCAAGACGAAAGGCUGCGUGUGUUCAGCGAGAUGGCAGACAAGCUCAUUGCUGCUGAACAUUACGAUGCUAAAUACAUAAAUGAGCGCAGAGAUCAGGUGCAUGACAGGCGAGCUGCUGUUAAGGAACGUGCCCAGGCACGGCGAGAGCAGCUGAAUGGCUCAAUGGCCUAUCAGCAGUUCAAGGCAGACUCUGACGACUACAAAUGGAUGUCAGAUAAGAAGAAACUGGCUGAUGACGAAUCUUACAGAGACCUAAGCAACCUUGAGCGUAAGCUGCAGAAACAUGAGGCCUUCGAGAGGGAGCUCCAUGCCAACGAGGGCCAACUGCGCCGCCUGAAUAAGACCGGCCAGGACCUUAUCGGGCUCAAACACUACCAGUCGGACGACAUCCGCCAGACGCUGGAUGACCUCAACCAGAAGUGGAAGGACUUAUGCAGCAAGACGGAAGAGAAGGGCAUGAAGCUCCGUCAGGCCAACAGUCAGCACAUGUACAACAAAGACCUGGAGGAGACCGGGAAGGCUCUUGACGCCCUGGAGAACGCUCUCAACAACAAGGACGUCGGGCAUGACCUGCGCUCGUGCAAGGACCUGCUCAAUAACCAACAGAACCUGGAGAAUGAGAUGAACAACAUGGAGAGGAAGAUCUCAGAUAUGUGCAACGCCGGAGAUCAAAUGGUCCAAGAAGGACACUUCGACGCUGACAACAUUGAGCAGGCUUGUGCAUCUGCCAAGAAGAGAUUUGAGAAACUGAAGGAUCCCGCUGCUCGACGCCGUGCUGCUCUGGAGGAAUCCCUGAGGUGGCACGAGUUCAACUUCGAGCUCGACGCUGAAAUGCAAUGGAUUAAGGAGCACAUGCCUCUCGCCACAUCCACUGUCUUGGGACAAAACUUACACGAAGCUCAGAAUCUGAACAAGAAACAUGCAAAGCUGACAGCAGAAAUCCAGGGCCAUCAACCACAGAUCAAGAAGACCCUUGCAAAGGGUGUCAAGUUGGAGGACGACGGACAUCCUGAGAAAAAACAGAUCAAUAAGAGGUGUGCAGAGCUUCAAGAAGCUUGGGAUGACUUGCUUGCUGAAGCCAGUGAGCGUCAAAGAAAGUUGGAGCUUAACCACAAGGCACAGCAGUACUUCUUUGAGGUGGGAGAGAUUGAGACCUGGAUGAAUGAGAAGCGCAACAUCCUCCAGACCAAAGACUAUGGCAAGGAUGAAGACGUGGCUCGCAAGCUCCUUGCAAAACACAAGGGUCUGGAGCUGGAAAUUGAUACCUACAGUGGAAUAGUGAAGGAGAUGGGCACAGUGGCUGACCAGAUGAUAAAAUCCAGUCACCCAGAGUCCAAGCUGAUCAAAGACAGACAACAGAUGCUGAAUCAAGAAUUGAGAGACCUGCAGAAGCUGUCAGCUCACCUCAGACAAAAGCUCAUGGAGUCUAUGUAUCGUCAUGAAUAUUUCCGUGAAGCUGAGGACUUGGAGAAGUGGAUUGCAGAGCAGAUGCAGACAGCAACAUCAGAGGACUUUGGACAAGAUUAUGAACAUCUAUUGCUUCUGCAAGCAAAGUUUGAUGAUUUCAAGCACCGUGUUGAAGCUGGCUCUGAGCGUUUCAACCAGUGUGAAGAACUUGCCAAGAAACUUAUUGCAAAUGAAAGUCCUUAUGCUGCUGAGAUUGAACGAAAGCAAGAACAACUCAGGGUGGCUUGGAAUAGUCUCUUGGAGAACAUUGAGGCUAGGGACCAGAAACUGGAAGCUGCUGGCGAGAUCCACCGCUUCAACCGCGACGUGGCAGAGGCACUGGCAAGGAUUCAAGAGAAGUUCAAGUCCAUUCCUGAGGAUCUGGGUCGUGAUGUGAACUCAGUCCAGUCUUUGCUCAGGAAGCACGAAGGGUUUGAGAAUGACCUGGUAGCUCUGGAGGCCCAGUUGCAGGUACUGGUUGAUGACUCAGCAAGACUCCAGGCAGCUUACCCAGGCAGUAAUGCAGAACAUAUUGCUGAACAACAAGCGCUUGUGAUUGAUAACUGGAACACACUCCAAGAGAAAGCCUCAAGGAGGAAGGAGGAGCUCCAUGCUGCAGCUGACCUUCAGAGAUUCUUAGCAGAUUCUCGUAACUUGAUCAAUUGGUCAAGUGAUUUGCGGGCAACAAUGAAGGCACAGGAGAAGGUGCGUGAUGCUGCUAGUGCUCAAGGCCUGAAGACUGAGCACGAGAGGAUCAAGGCUGAAAUUGAGGCCCGUGAAGAUGUGUUCAGCAAGGUGGUAGAGGCUGGACGAAUCAUGGUGGAGGACAGACACUAUGCCAGUACCGAAGUGGAAGAGAGAGUGAACAAGGUCCUUGAAGAGAGAAACCAGUUGCAUGCAGCCUGGCAGCACAAGAAGGUGUACUUAGACCAGCUGAUAGACCUCCAAUUCUUCUUGAGAGAUGCCAAGCAGCUUGACACCAUCAGCAGCACUCAAGAAGCUGCUCUGUCGACAGCUGACUUUGGAACAACCAUUGAACAGGUGGAUGCUCAGGUUAAGAAACAUGAUGCUUUUGAGAAGCUAGUGUAUGCCCAAGAAGAGAAGCUAGAUACUUUGAAGAACCAUGGCUCAAAGCUCAUUGAACAGAAUCACUUUGACUCCCCACAUAUCAAGAAGCGUAUUGAUGAGGUGGUGUUGAGAAGAGGCCGUGUAAAAGAUGCCACAAAGGCACGUAAACAGCAGCUAGAAGAUGCCCUCCUUCAUGCCCAGUUCAUCAGAGACGUAGGUGAUGCCAACAUGUGGAUUGACGAGAAAGUCAACCAUUUGGAGGCAGCACGGACAAAGGAUGUCACCAGCUUUGAGGACAAGGUCAAGAAGCUGCAGAAGCACCAGGCCUUCAUGGCUGAACUUCAGGCCCACGAGUCAAGGAUCAAGGAAAUUACUGAAAAUGGUGCAAUGCUUGUCAAGAAGAAGCAUAAGUCAUCAGCUGAAGUGAAGGAAGAGGUAGACCAUCUUGUAGAGAGGUGGACACAGCUGGUGCUUGAUGCUGAGAAUCACUCCAGAGGCCUGGAGGAGGCUCAGGACAUCCUUGAAUUCAACACUCAGGUGGAGAAGGUCGAUGCUUGGAUCAGAGACAAGGAAAUGAUGGUCCAGGCAGGGGAUCUUGGUAAGGAUUAUGAGCAUUGCAUGGCUCUUCACCGCAAACUGGAUGAUGUUGAUUCUGACAUGCGUGUAGAUGAUGCCAGGUUCACAACCAUCAAUAGAUUAGCAGAUAAGAUCAUAAAGCAGGGCUGUGGUGACAACAAGGCUGUGGAGCAGAGAAGAAAUGAACUGAAUCAUAAGUGGCAGGCCCUGAAAGGUGCCAUUGAUGCCUACCGCACAGAGCUUGCUGGAGCUUUGGAGAUCCAUGCCUUUAACCGUGAUGUUGAUGACACCAAAGCACGCAUUAGCGAGAAGGCUGUAAUCCUUGCCAAUGAAGACACUGGGAAGGACCUUACCCAGGUUGAGGCUCUCCAGAGGAAGCAAGAGACCAUCAUCCGUGAUAUGUCGGCUAUUGAAAAGAAGAUCAAGGAGCAUGAAAAGGCUGCCUUUAACCUGGCCAAGAAGUACCCAGAUAUGAAGGAUCCCAUCCACAAGAAACAAGCUGAGGUUCUAGAGGCUUGGUCCAAACUUUGUGAUGGUUCCUUUGGCCGGAAAGAGAAGCUCUCGCUUUCCUACACACUGCAUAAGUUCCAGGCUGAUCUACGGGAACUGGAAAAGUGGGGAGAAGACAUUGUUAGCCGUAUGAAUGCAUCCCCACUGCCCAGCAACACAGCAGAAGCAGAGAUGCUACUGCAGAGUCAUCAGGAGAAGAAGGCUGAAAUUGAUGGACGAAAUGAAGUGUUUGAAGCUCUACAAGAAUUUGGUGAGAAGCUUAUUGCAGAUGAUCAUUUUGCAAAGGAAUCCAUCAAGGUGAACCUAGAAACACUGAAUGAAGUGAAGAGCAAGGUCACAGUGUUCUGGACUGAACGUGAGAAGGUCUUAUCUCAGGCUCAUCAGCUGCAAGUCUUCCUAGAGAUGUGUGAACAAGCCAACUCAUGGCUAGCAAGCAAGGAGGCCUUCCUCAACAAUGAUGAUCUUGGGGAUUCUAUGGCAUCUGUGGAAGUGCUGAUCAAGAAACACGAGAGCUUUGAGAAGACCUUUGAGGCCCAGGGCAAUAAGAUUGAACAGCUGGAGAUCUUCGCUAAAGACCUGCUGAAGAAUGACCACUAUGACAGCGAUGGCAUUCGAAGGCGCCUUGAUGUUGUGACUGCCAAGAGGGAUAACCUGAAGGAAGCAGCACAUCAGAGAAGGCUAAAGCUGAGGGAGUCCAAGUUGCUGCAGCAGUUCUUGAGGAAUAUCUAUGAAGUGGAAGGUUGGAUCUCAGAGAAGUUGCAGGUAGCAUGUGAUGAGAGCUACCGAGACCCCACCAACCUGCAGUCCAAGAUCCAGAAGCAUGGGGCAUUUGAGGCCGAAGUCCUCGCCAACUCGGGUCGUGUCAGUGCUGUGUCUCAGGAAGGUGAGAACCUUAUUUCCAAUGGUCACUAUGCUGAGCAAGAAAUUCAAGCAAGACUGGACGGAUUGGAUUCGCUGUGGAAACAACUUCAGGACUCCUCACAGCUCAAGAAGGAUAGGCUGAAUGAGGCCUACCAGGCACUCCUUUUCAACCGCACUUUGGAUGACCUUGAGUCCUGGAUGGAUGAUGUGGAGACGCAGCUGCAGUCAGAAGACCAUGGCCGAGACUUGACCUCAGUCCAAAGUCUGCUGAAGAAGCAUCAGCAACUGGAGAAUGACAUUGCUUCGCACCAGAGUGAAGUGGAUCAGGCAAAGGAAGUGGCUCAAUCAUUUGCUGUUGCCAAACAUUUCAUGAGCGAAGAGAUCACUGAAAGGGUUGAAGCAGUCACAAAGAGAUACAACUCCUUACAUGAGCCAGUACACAUUCGCCACGAAAAUCUUGAGGAUGCACUCCUUCUCCAGCAACUCCUGCGAGAUAUAGAGGAUGAGCUCUUGUGGGUGGCAGAGAAGGAGCCCCUCGCUUCAAGCCAGGACCUUGGCUCCUCCUUGACAGCUGUGCAGAACCUCCAGAAGAAGCACCAGGCCUUGGAAGCAGAGAUCCAGUCUCAUGAACCAGUCAUCAACAGUGUAAAUAGUCGAUCACAGCAGAUGAUCCGUUCCGGACAUUUUGCGUCAUCAGAUAUUGAGGAGAAGAUGAAACAGUUGCAGACACAGCUCUCACAGUUAAAGGACACAGCAAGUGUCAGAAGACUCCGGCUGUUGGAUGCAGUUGAAUCUCAGAUGUUCUAUUCUGAGGUUAAUGAAGCUGAGGCCUGGAUGCGAGAAAAGAGACCACUUGUUGUCUCGCAAGAUUACGGGAAAGAUGAGACCUCUGUUGGAGCUCUGAUCAAGAAACUAGACAAUGUUGCAAGAGACCUUGAUAGUUUCAAGACAACUGUAGAAAAACUAUCUGUCUUGUGUGUAAAACUUACUGAGAGAAGACACUUUGACAGUGAAAACAUUACCAAGAAAAUGACCCAAGUGAAUGAGCAAUAUGCAGAAAUGAAAACGCUACGAGAGAAGAGAGCCAAGCGCCUGGAGGACAGUGGGAAGCUGUUCCGUUUCCUGCGUGAGAGUGACGAAGUAGGCGAGUGGCUCAAUGACCAGAUGGCAAUAGCAGCAAGCGAGGACUAUGGCAGAGAUGUAGAGCAUGUUGAGAUCCUGAUCCAGAAGUUCGAGUCAUUCCUCACUGCAUUGAAUGUCAAUGAGGAGAAACUGGUGACAGUUAAAGAAAAAGCUAAAGUGCUUAUCGAUGAAGGACAUCCUGAGCCAACAAAGAUUCAGGAAAAGGUGGAUGAGUUACAACAGCUGUGGGAUGACCUGAAAGAACUGUCAACUGCAAGACAAGAGGCCCUUGCUGGAGCUAAGCAGGUGCAUGUAUUUGACCGCAAUGCUGAUGAAACCAUCAGCUGGAUUGCCGAAAAAGAUGCAUUCAUUUCCUCCGAAGAUUAUGGCCAUGACCUGGAGACCAUUCAAGGUUUGGCAAGAAGACACCAAGGCUUUGAGAGAGAUUUGGCUGCUGUGAAAGAACAGGUGGAAUCAGUUGUCGAGGAAGCAAAGCGCUUGGCGGAUCUAUUCCCAGAUGCAAGAGAACACAUCUCAGUGAAGCAUGAGGAGACAGUUGAAGCCUGGAAUGACCUCCUCGAUAAGUCUGCCCAGCGUAAAGAUAAGCUUUACCAAGCUGAGAAACUACAGUCAUACUUUGAUGAUUACAGGGAACUCAUGGCUUGGCUGAAUGAGAUUCUUGCCAAGAUAACUGCUCCAGAAUUGCCAAAGGAUGUGCCAGGUGCCGAGGCUAUCAUCUCAAGACACAAAGAAUAUAAGACAGAAAUUGAUGCACGUGCUGAUGCCUUUGACAAAUUCAGUGCUGCAGGCAAUGCACUUAUUGAUCAGGGUCAUUUCAUGGGAGAAGAAAUAUCAGAGAAGAUUGCAACGCUGGAGGCCAGAAGGAAGUUGUUACUGGAUACAUGGCAGAUGAGAAGCUCAAUUUAUGAACGCAACCACGAUUUGAGGGUCUUCCUACGAGACACACAGGUAUUUGAGGCCUGGAUAGAGUCUCGUGAGUCUGUUGUUAGAGAUGACCAGAUGGGAGACUCCAUCCUCGAGGUGGAGGAGCUGAUUCGCCGCCAUGAUGACUUCCUCAAGACCAUUGAUGCUCAGGAAGAUAAACUUGAACCAAUCAAGAGGUUCACCAUGAUUGAAGCAGAAUUCCAAGCUCAGAAGAAACGUGAGGAGGAUGCCAGGAAGGCAGAAGUGGCAAGAAAGGAACAGGAACGUAUGGAGAACAUGAAGAGAAAGGAAGUCCAGCGUAUUACAGACGAACGUCGCCGGGAAGAUGAAAGACGUCGAACUCAAGAGAUCAAGUUCACCAAGGAGGACAUGGAGCGCGUCCGCUUGUCCAUGAAUGGGGAAUAUGCCAAGUCACCCAGUAGAGAUCAGGAUUCACAGUCGAGUUCCAGCUCUGAGGAAGCUGAGACAGCGAGCACUCCUGAGGGUCACCCAAGGUACCGGAUGCGCUCAAGUUCUCUGGGAGAGGUUUUUGUAAGAAAAGCGCUGGAGGUACCAGAUGGAGGCGGACUUCCGAGAUCAGGAUCGCAGACCAGCCUUAGCAGCCUAAAGAGAGGUAACAGUCUUCGCCAGGAACUGUUCCGGGCGAGUCCUUCUAACAGAGGUGCUGAUAUCAAGAGGGCAGAGAGCAUGAAAGUUGACCUGAAGAAACCCAAGAGAACGCCUAGCUUCACCACAAGACGAAGAACGCAGAGUUUCCGAAAGCACAAGCGCAUGGAGAACAUGGCUAACCUCCCACCUGUUGAAAUCCAGGGCUACCUUGAGCGCAAGCAGGAGUUGCAGAGUGGAGGCAAGAAGGCAACCAUCAGAUCGUGGAAGACGUUCUAUACAGUUCUCUGUGGCCAGUUGCUAUGCUUCUUCAAGGAUGAGGAAGACUUCUACGACCAGAAGGCUGCAUCGUCCCCCAUUUCUAUUCACCAAGCAGGAGUAGAGAAAGCGGAAGAUUAUACCAAGAAGAAGCAUGUAUUCAGGGUGAUUACAAGGGACAACGCCGAAUACCUCUUUUUGGCUGAGUCUGACGAGAACCUGGAGGAAUGGGUGACCAAAUUAGGGUUCCACGCUCAGCUUCCUCCUUCUAUGCAGCUCAUGUCCUAUGACAACCACAAGGAAGGGGAUGUGGGCAGCGACCUGGUGGCAGUUCCUUCCCGGGACUCGGACAACUCUUCUGGCCACUCCACCCCUGAAGUCCGUCACCGUGGGGCUGUGAGCUCCCAUCCGCAGGGGGCUGGAGGAGGCCUAGACCCCACAAGGCCACACUCACAGGCCCUUGACAAUCCCCUGUAUGCGAACCUGGAGCAUAUGCAGGAUAAGACAAAACCGCCAGUGCCUCCCCGUUGCAGUUCGAGUAGUAAUAGGUCAUCGCGCUCAUCCCUAGGAGAGGAGGGCCCUAUUUACCAAAACCGCAUUUCUGUUGUUCCAUCUUACGAGGUAACUCCUCCUGAGAACGCUUACCAAAAUUACCCACCAGACAGACCCAAUGGACACAGACGGGAUUCAUCUGAAAACAUGAAUGGUGACGACCUGCCCCCACUGCCCAGUUCAGCCCCUCCUCUGGUGAUGGCCCGACCCCCCGUGCCCCCUAGCCGGGCCAGGUACACAGAGCACACGUGGGUGGGUGGGCCACACCAGCCUAGCAUGCCCCAUCAUGGGGGUGGGCCGCACUACGGGCAGCCGAUGGGUCACACAGUUAGCCACCACCAUCAGCAGGUAGCCCAGCACCACAUGGGACAGGGCACCCACUAUUCCUCCCAGAUGACUCGGGUGACCCACCACCAGUAUGCAUACACCUCACAGG